This is a messenger RNA of Castor canadensis (American beaver), 4345 nucleotides long. The record is from RefSeq and is a predicted model, not a curated record. Lineage: Eukaryota; Metazoa; Chordata; Mammalia; Rodentia; Castoridae.
CGGCGCGCGCGGGGGCCCAGGCGGGGGGCGGAGGGAAGCGCGGGGCAGCGCCGGCCGCCGGGGCCCAGGAGGAGCCGAGCGAAGAGAGAGGAGCGGGGACACGGGCGGGGCCGCCGGAGCUCCGGAUGGGACCAGCGCCCGGGCCCGUUAGUCCAAGCAGGAGCUUCGGGAGAAGCCUUCACAGGGAGAUUUACCCCUGCCUUUCCCUCCCCUCCGGCGCAGGCCUCGCUUCGCUCCCCGCCUGCCCAUGUCCCAGUCCUUCCGUGGCGCGGACGCCCUCCCACUUCAGUCCCUGGGUCCUGUUUUUCCCAGCUCCCUGUGCUCCCAGCCUCUUCAGCUGUGAGGUGCCCCCAGGCCGUUUCUUUGUACCAGCCUGCCCCCAACCCCCAUCCCAUCCCAGGCUCAGAUCCCCUUCUCUUUCUGGGCUUUGGAUUGUCAGGCCACUUCACCCCUCACUGUCCCCAUCCCGGUCGGUCGCAGGCACCCUUGGUCCCUCCCUCCUCCUGCCACCCUACCCUUCGUCCUCUGUCCUUGCCCUGGGCUGGUAGCUCACUCCUUGUCCACCCCAGGCUGCCUCCCAUCCCCUCUUCUUGCGGUCCCCAGCACUUUCUGAAUCCCUGCGGACUUAGCUUGUCCCUACUUCUUUUCCUGGCCCUCUUCCCCAGGCUCCAGGCUGGGUUGUGCUUGUGCCUGCAUCGUAGGCCAGAGCGGCCCCAGGUUCUGGGGGCCCUGGCGCUGCUGCUUUAUCCCCAUGGCAUUGCCAUCACUGCUGCUGGUGGUGGCAGCUCUAGCAGGUGGGGUGCGCCCCCCUGGGACGCGGAACCUGACGCUGGCGGUGGUGUUGCCAGAACACAACCUGAGCUAUGCCUGGGCCUGGCCACGGGUGGGUCCUGCUGUGGCACUAGCCGUGGAGGCACUGGGCCGGGCACUGCCCGUGGACCUGCGGUUUGUCAGCUCUGAACUAGAUGGCGCCUGCUCUGAGUACCUGGCACCGCUGCGCGCUGUGGACCUCAAACUGUACCAUGACCCUGACCUUCUGUUGGGCCCGGGUUGUGUGUACCCCGCUGCCUCUGUGGCCCGCUUUGCCUCACACUGGCGCCUUCCCCUGCUGACUGCGGGUGCGGUGGCCUCUGGUUUUGCUGCUAAAAAUGAGCAUUAUCGUACCCUGGUGCGCACUGGCCCCUCUGCUCCCAAGCUGGGUGAGUUUGUAGUUACAUUACACGGGCAUUUCAACUGGACUGCCCGUGCUGCCUUGCUGUAUCUGGAUGCUCGCACAGAUGACCGGCCUCACUACUUCACCAUCGAGGGCGUCUUUGAGGCCCUGCAGGGCAGCAACCUCAGUGUGCAGCACCAGGUGUAUGCCCGUGAGCCAGGAGGCCCUGAGCAGGCUACCCACUUCAUCCGGGCCAACGGGCGCAUUGUGUAUAUCUGCGGCCCUCUGGAGAUGCUGCAUGAGAUCCUGCUCCAGGCCCAGAGGGAGAACCUGACCAAUGGGGACUAUGUCUUCUUUUACCUGGAUGUCUUUGGGGAGAGUCUCCGUGCGGGGCCCACACGUGCUACAGGCCGGCCAUGGCAGGACAAUCGUACCCAGGAACAGGCACAGGCCCUCAGAGAGGCCUUUCAGACUGUAUUGGUGAUCACAUACCGAGAACCCCCAAAUCCGGAGUAUCAGGAAUUCCAGAAUCGUCUACUGAUAAGAGCCAGGGAAGAUUUUGGUGUAGAGCUGGCCCCGUCCCUGAUGAACCUCAUUGCUGGCUGCUUCUAUGAUGGGAUCCUGCUCUAUGCUCAAGUCCUGAAUGAGACAAUACAUGAAGGAGGCACCCGGGAAGAUGGACUUCGAAUUGUGGAGAAGAUGCAGGGACGAAGAUACCAUGGUGUAACUGGACUGGUUGUUAUGGACAAGAACAAUGACCGGGAGACUGAUUUUGUCCUGUGGGCCAUGGGAGACUUGGAUUCUGGGGACUUUCAGCCUGCAGCCCACUACUCAGGAGCAGAGAAGCAGAUUUGGUGGACGGGACGGCCCAUUCCCUGGGUGAAGGGAACCCCGCCCUUGGACAAUCCCCCCUGUGCCUUUGACUUGGACGACCCAUCCUGUGAUAAAACUCCACUUUCCACUCUGGCAAUUGUGGCUCUGGGCACAGGAAUCACCUUUAUCAUGUUUGGUGUUUCCAGUUUCCUAAUUUUCCGAAAACUGAUGCUGGAGAAGGAGCUGGCUAGCAUGUUGUGGCGUAUUCGCUGGGAAGAGCUGCAGUUUGGCAACUCAGAACGUUACCAUAAAGGUGCAGGCAGUCGCCUCACGCUGUCACUGGUGAGCCCUCGUCUCAGCUGUCCCCUCCACUCCGAGUUCCUGUCCUCUUACCCUGAACCUUUCCCAACACAUUGGCCUGUAAUGAUAACCCCUGCACUACCACCAUCAUCUAAUGUUCCUUUCAUCCUUCCGCCUCCUUGUUGCCCUUGGCCCCAGCGGGGAUCCAGUUACGGCUCGCUCAUGACAGCCCAUGGGAAAUACCAGAUCUUUGCCAACACCGGUCACUUCAAGGGAAAUGUUGUUGCCAUCAAACAUGUGAAUAAGAAGCGCAUUGAGCUGACCCGGCAGGUUCUGUUUGAACUCAAACACAUGAGAGACGUUCAGUUCAACCAUCUUACUCGGUUCAUUGGAGCCUGCAUAGACCCUCCCAACAUUUGCAUCGUCACUGAGUACUGUCCUCGUGGGAGUUUACAAGAUAUUCUAGAAAAUGACAGCAUCAACUUGGACUGGAUGUUUCGUUAUUCACUCAUUAAUGAUCUUGUUAAGGGCAUGGCCUUUCUCCACAACAGCAUUAUUUCAUCUCAUGGAAGUCUCAAGUCCUCCAACUGUGUGGUGGAUAGUCGUUUUGUGCUCAAAAUCACAGACUAUGGCUUGGCCAGCUUCCGAUCAACUGCGGAACCCGAUGACAGCCACGCCCUCUAUGCCAGUGAGGCUGGUUCCCACAAGCCACUUAAGAAGCUAUGGACUGCGCCAGAACUGCUCAGUGGGAACCCCUUGCCAACCACAGGCAUGCAGAAGGCUGAUGUCUAUAGCUUUGGGAUCAUCCUACAGGAGAUAGCACUUCGCAGUGGUCCUUUCUACUUGGAGGGUCUGGACCUUAGCCCCAAAGAGAUUGUCCAGAAGGUCCGAAAUGGUCAACGGCCAUAUUUCCGACCAAGCAUUGAUCGGACCCAACUGAAUGAAGAGCUAGUUUUGUUGAUGGAACGAUGUUGGGCCCAGGACCCAGCUGAGCGGCCAGACUUUGGACAAAUCAAGGGCUUCAUCCGCCGCUUUAAUAAGGAGGGUGGCACCAGCAUAUUGGACAACCUCCUGCUUCGUAUGGAACAGUAUGCCAAUAACCUAGAGAAGCUUGUGGAGGAACGCACACAGGCCUAUCUGGAGGAAAAACGCAAAGCUGAGGCUCUCCUCUACCAGAUUCUACCCCAUUCAGUGGCAGAGCAGUUAAAACGGGGAGAGACUGUACAGGCAGAGGCCUUUGACAGUGUUACCAUCUACUUCAGUGACAUCGUUGGCUUUACAGCACUGUCAGCUGAGAGCACCCCCAUGCAGGUGGUAACACUUCUUAAUGACCUGUAUACCUGCUUUGAUGCCAUAAUUGACAACUUUGAUGUCUACAAGGUGGAGACAAUUGGGGAUGCCUACAUGGUCGUAUCUGGCCUCCCAGGUCGAAAUGGUCAACGCCAUGCACCAGAAAUUGCUCGGAUGGCCCUAGCAUUAUUAGAUGCAGUGUCUUCCUUCCGCAUCCGCCACCGACCCCAUGACCAGCUAAGGCUACGCAUAGGUGUCCAUACUGGGCCAGUCUGUGCUGGGGUUGUUGGCCUGAAGAUGCCCCGCUAUUGUCUUUUUGGGGACACAGUAAACACUGCUUCUAGAAUGGAGUCUAAUGGUCAAGCCCUGAAGAUCCAUGUCUCCUCUACCACCAAGGAUGCUCUGGAUGAGCUAGGAUGCUUCCAACUAGAGCUUCGGGGGGAUGUGGAGAUGAAGGGAAAAGGAAAGAUGCGAACUUACUGGCUCCUAGGAGAGCGAAAAGGACCUCCUGGACUCCUGUAAACCUCACUUCUUCCCAAGUCAGACAAUCUCCUGCUGCUGGUACUUGGGUGGGCAGUGGCCACCAUCUCUUCACACACCAGAAAGAGACAUUGUCACACCAGAUGGAAAGUGUGCACAAAAAACCUACCUUAUAUGAAAGUUGUAGCCCUCUGAACUCAGCCUUGUACAUAUACCUGACCCUUUCUGGCUUGGUCCACUUCCUCCCUGCCUUCUGUAAAUAUCUGUAUCUAGACCAGAAUAUUUUGACCAAGUAUAAAAGAACAACAA